Molecule: messenger RNA, 1800 nt
Organism: Mucor mucedo
Lineage: Eukaryota; Fungi; Mucoromycota; Mucoromycetes; Mucorales; Mucoraceae
Product: Rtr1/RPAP2 family-domain-containing protein
Exons: 3
Coding region: 34-1767 (577 amino acids)
Cellular component (GO): nucleus; cytoplasm
Molecular function (GO): RNA polymerase core enzyme binding; RNA polymerase II CTD heptapeptide repeat phosphatase activity
Source: RefSeq, a predicted model, not a curated record
CACACAUUAUUUUUUUAUCUCUGUCUACUUAAAAUGAGUACUUCGUCAGCAUCAACAGCAGCCACAGCCGUUGCAGCAGCAGCACCAACAGAAACAGGAGCAGCAGUAGCAACAAUAGCAACAACAAAACCAAACACUGUAGCACCUAAAAAGAAAAGAAUUAUACGACGCAAGAAAUUACUUACACCUAAACAAAAGCUCAUCAAGGAGAGUGCAGAACAACGUUUCAAGAUUGAGAAAUUAGUGUUUGUAUGGCAAGAGAAACUUUUCACACAAGCAAAGACACCUGCUGCUACCGUACAACGUGCGGCAUUAUACUUACAACCAAAGACGUUUGAGGAAGUGGUGGAAGAGCGUGCGGUCCAGUCAUGGUGUGGUUAUCCCCUUUGUGGUAAUGAGCCCAAGGCUCAGGAUUUGCAAAAGUACAAGAUUUCAUUAAAGCAGCGUAAAGUCUAUGAUCAGUCCGCAUUGGCUAAUUACUGUUCAGAAGCUUGUUACCAUAAAGCGAAAUACUAUAUCAUGCAAUUGUCAGAAGAACCCGUCUGGUUUCGUGACUUGAACGCAUUACCUACGGCUCAUAUCAUUCUAUUGGAAGAGGAUUUCAAAACGGCUAUCAAGCAAGAAAGAAAACGAACACUGUUACUGAAAUCCAGUGACGAAAUUCGAAGUGAAUAUGUUCAACAUCUAUUAGCCAACGUACCCAAAGAUACAAAGGAUAAAUUCGAAAUCAUUGAGAAAUCUACCGUAGCACCACCUUCUUUACCUACCAAGGGAGAUACCGUAUUUGAUUCGAUUGAAGGCUAUCGUAUCGAGAUCAAAAAGAAUGACGGAAAGUCACCUACCACCAUGGUCCUGAAAAAGAAAUCAGAGGCAGAAAUUCAAUCGGAAAAGGCCAAAAAGAAGGCAGAAGAAGACGAGAUCAAGUUGGUUCAACAGCAACAGGCAUUGGAGGCGGCGGAUGACCCCGAUGCUAUGUUUGAAACUAUGAUGAUGUUGAAGGAUAUGCACAUGGAUCGAGAUGAGACUCCUGUACAGAAGCCGGCGUCUGCACCUCAACAACAACAGCCGGCGGAACCUGUGCCUGCGGUAGCCACGUCUAAACCAAAGCCUGUGACUACGCCCUUCGAAAAGAAGAAUACGGUAGAAAACAAGACAUCACCUGAGGAGCCUACUUCUUCGAAAAAGCUCACGUCGAAAAAGACGGUGACGGAAAACAUAAGCAAGGAAGAAGAGAACAAGGUUAUUCAAGUGAAAACAAAGACGAAAAAAGCAGCUGUCAAAAAGAAGGCUACGGUACCUGAGCUCUCCCUGUUUGGCACGAUUUGGACCAUUCUGGAUCAUAUGACGACCAAGGCCACUCGCGUCUAUCUCCAUGAAUUGCAUACCAAUCAUCGACGUGUGGACAUUGCCACUUUAUUACAGGAAAAUGAUCUCACCGAUGAUUCAGCCUAUCUCCGAGGACACAUCUUUAGUGAACGCAUCCUUGACACAUAUGGUAUUGUACGUACACAGUUGAAUAUUCGAGAGAAUAUGGAGGACGAUAUUGUGAAUGUGAUCAAGACAUUUCGAUUAUCCGACGCAUCGAUGGUCGCGUUAAACCCGGCUCAAUGUUACAUGAUGACACUGGUGUUGAUUAAAUCGUUGGCGGAUAUAUUAUUAGAUGGCUCGGAUUGGAAAAAACAAUUUGAAAUGUGUUGUAAAACCGUGGAUCAAUCUAUUGAUACAGUCGAUGCUUGUGUCCGCGUACUAAAAAUCGCUAGUGUAUAGAUUUCUUUUUUAAUAAAAAAGUUUACCGAGCAA